Molecule: messenger RNA, 856 nt
Organism: Acomys russatus (golden spiny mouse)
Lineage: Eukaryota; Metazoa; Chordata; Mammalia; Rodentia; Muridae
Gene: Fam180a
Product: family with sequence similarity 180 member A
Exons: 3
Coding region: 255-776 (173 amino acids)
Source: RefSeq, a predicted model, not a curated record
AAAACAGAGCCUCUGUGUGGAAGCCCAGUCCCCCAAUCCCAGAGAGAGUUAGGUUAAGAGAGGUACCCACUUCUGUCCCACCCACGAGGCAGCAUCCGCCUCCACCCUGUGGAGCCAGGGAGAGGCCCUUGCUGCCCUCCCAGACAAGAAAGGGCAGUGAGAACUCUGUCAUCCAACAGAGAAGAACGCAGGGCCCACCUGCAGCUCCCAGGGUCCCACGGGGAUAGAAGGUCAAUUGUCCUCCUUUCUGGAAGAUGCCCUGGAAGGCUCUGAUGGCUCUGCUGCUUUUCUCCAGCACCCAGGCCACUGUGUCAUGCAGGUGGAACAGGGCUGCACUGUUCCCUGCUGCCCAGCGGCCAAAGAGGUCUUUGUCUCUGCCGUUGAAUCCAGUCCUGCAGACCUCCCUGGAGGAGGUGGAACUGCUCUAUGAGCUCUUGCUAGCUGAAAUUGAGAUCAGCCCAGACCUGAAGCUUUCCAUCAAGGAUGAGGAGCUAGCCUCCCUGCGGAAGGCCCUGAACUUCUACUCAGUCUGCAACGAAAUAAUCCCCAAGCGCAUCCCAGAUAUCCGCAGGCUGAGCGCCAGCCUGGCCAACCACCCUGGAAUCCUCAAGAAAGAAGAUUUUGAAAGGACGGCCCUGACCCUGGCUUACACAGCCUAUCGAACAGCCUUGUCUGAAGGGCAUCAGAAGGACAUCUGGGCCCAGUCCCUCAUCAGUCUCUUCCAGGCCCUGAGGCACGACUUGAUGAGGUCCUCAGGCCCUAGAGUGUCUUCCUGAGGGACUGGCUCAUGCUAAGACCUUGAAGCAGGCAUGGACACACACAGUCUUCCAGAACAUUCACCCUCUACUUCACUUAC